Messenger RNA from Austrofundulus limnaeus, 701 nucleotides. RefSeq lists its product as uncharacterized. The record is from RefSeq and is a predicted model, not a curated record. NCBI's taxonomy places the organism in Eukaryota, Metazoa, Chordata, Actinopteri, Cyprinodontiformes, Rivulidae.
GGAUAUAGAAGACAUAGAGGAAAAGAUAAGGGAAGUUAUAAUGAAGGCUGCAAAAUUAGCAAUACCUAUAAGUAAAGGAAAGAGAACAAAGAAAGAAGUACCAUGGUGGACACAAAAAUGUAGUGAAGCAAUAAGGAAAAGGAAUCAAACUUUUAGAAUACUGAGGAGAACACAUAAUUAUCAAAAUUUAAUUGAAUAUAAAAAAGCACAGGCAGAAGUUAGGAAAGUAAUUAAGAAAGCAAAGAAAACAAAAUGGAGGGAUUUUUGUGACACAAUAGGAAGAACAACUCCUUUAGCUAAAGUAUGGGGAAUGAUUAAAAAAAUGAGAGGGAAUCGAUGUGAGAGAAAUUAUCCAAUUCUUAAAUUUGAACAAGAAACAGCAAUAACAAAUGAGAAGAAAGUAGAAAUAAUGGCAAAAACAUUUGCAAAGAUUCAUAGUUCAGAUAAUUUAUCAGAGCAUGGAAAGUAUAGAAGAAAUCAGACACAAGAGGCUAAUAAGAAUAUUUUAGAUUGUCAAACAAAAACAGAGAAUAUAAAGGAUUCUCCAUUUUCCAUACAAGAAAUGAAAAGAGCAAUAGAUAAAACAGGACUAACAGCACCAGGAAAAGAUCAAAUAUGUUAUAUUAUGUUAAAACAUUUGGGAAAUCAAAUAGAAAAAAAAACUUUUAGGACUGAUUAAUAAAAUUUGGGAAGAAGGGAGG